Molecule: messenger RNA, 6286 nt
Organism: Egretta garzetta (little egret)
Lineage: Eukaryota; Metazoa; Chordata; Aves; Pelecaniformes; Ardeidae
Gene: ANKRD31
Product: ankyrin repeat domain 31
Molecular function (GO): protein binding
Source: RefSeq, a predicted model, not a curated record
AUGGCAAAGAACUGCAGCUAUGCAGCGGCCACGCUUCUUUGUGCUGGCUUUGUGGCCCAAUAUUGCUUGGAAAUAGGUAAAGUGCGUAGAAGUGCCCUCACCCAGCAUGCAGCUAGCAGCGUCCCAGCAGCGGUGGCUGAGAUAGGUGCCCUCGGCUGCCCUCAGCUGCCCUUUGAGUUUAUAGGACUGGAAAGCAGAGCACGCAGCUGUUUAAUGGCCUUUUAUUUUUUUAUUUUGCAAAGGUUGUCUUUUCUUGAUCAGGACGUGGCUUUAACAACUGAAAUAGGAAUUAAUGAAGGACCUCCAUCUCCAGAAAUCUGUUUUAUACAGAAAUUUUAUGAACACACAUAUAGCAAGAAUGAAGAACAGAUAAAUUCAAUACCUCAAGAGGCAUAUGCAUCUGACCAGUCUCAGUCUCUAUUGGAGGGUUGGGUAAAGUGUCCGUCACUUACUGAAAAUAUUCCCAAGCCUGUUUCUUCACGAAAUGCUGCAGUGGAGAGACAGCAAAAUAAUUCCAUAGAUACCAAAUCGAACAGAUUUCAGAAAGAUUCAGAAGAAAAGAAAUUAAGUAAUGAAGAUCUCUUUCCAGAAAUAAACCAGUGUCUAGAUGCCCUUCAGGAGGAUAUAAUAAUGGCUCCAAAGGAACAGACACCACAGGAUGUAUUUCUGCAUGCUUUAGAAGAUUGCCAGAGAACCUGCAUGACCAUUAUUUACACAGAUAACAAAGUAGAAGAACAUUCCCCUAAUAACGAUACAGAUCUUCCACUGACAUUCCCAGGGAAGAUUUUCAAGGAAGCAUUCACUGAGACUGGUGAAGUUGAAAUCAGUGAUUUGCUGAGAUCCCUCAGUGAUUCUGAGAGUCUUGAAAUGGUAAACCCAUUGUCUGACAAGUCAGGGCGUCAGGGUCAUGCCUUUUCCAUUGAUCCAUCAGCAGAUGAGAACAGUGAUGGCCUGCCACGUGUGGGUGAUCAGCAGAGAGAGAAAGAAGUAAUUUCAGAUUACUGGGAUACCACCUCUUGUGAAAAGCAAAGUGGUGAGGGAAGUUCACAUUCAGUGGAGACUGCACCAUGUGCAGAAACAGCCCAAGCAACAUCAAGUGAAGUUCAGAAAUCUACUUCUAAACACAAGCAGGAUCUAGAAACCAACAUAUGCCAAGAAAUGACUCUGAAUGAGGACGGAAAAGCUAAGCAGAGAAGGAGCAAGAGAAUUGAAAACAAACGGAGACAAGAAGCCUUUGGUAGGAAUUCUGUAAAUCCUGCUUGCCCCAUUUCACUUUCAACAAUCAAUAGGAGGAAUAUUUAUGGUGAGACCUUACUGCAUAGAGCUGUGUUUCGUCAAGAUCUGAACCUUGUACGUAACAUAAUAAAAGCUGGUGGAAAUGUAAAUGCUCGGGAUUAUGGUGGCUGGACUGCACUACAUAUAGCAAGCAUAGAAGGCUCUUAUAGGAUAGCAAAUGAGCUUUUGAAAGCAGGAGCUGAUGUUAAUGCUAGAGGAAAUGAACAAACACCACCAUUGCAAGAUGCAGUUAAAGAAGGCCAUUAUGAGGUGGCAGAAUUAUUACUUUGGCAUGGAGCUGAUCCCUUAUUAAAAUAUGAGACAGGAAGGUGUGCAUUAGAAGAAGCUACUGACACAUCUAUGAGGAAACUGCUUAAAAGCUACACAGCAAAAUCCAGAAUAGAUCCAGUAUCAGGUGGCGAUGAUUCAAAGAAUAUAUUAAAUACUCAAAGUGUAGAGGAUACAAAUCUGCCCCAGACAGAUGAGGCAGAACCAGCGUGUGCAAAACUUACGGAUUCAGACAGCACGGGCACACUGCAACAGACUCUUGUAUAUGAGGUGCAAAACAUUUGUACUAAAAUAUCUGAAGAUGGAACCAGCUGCACUGAACAGACACUUCAAGCAAAUGCAGAAACACUGUUAGCACAUGAGCUUUUAGCAGCUACUAAUGGAGAAAGUGUUUCUGGAAGUCUUUAUAAUUCUACCAGAGUUGUAUUAAGCACCAUUGAACAAAAGGCUCUACAACGAGAGAAAGGAGGGAGGAUUCUGGUUAAUGCAGAAGAAAGUGUUGAAAGAUGUCAUGUUGAAACUGAAAAUGCUAGUAGUUUAGAGGUCGAGCCUAUAGCUUUACAGCUCCACAAAAAGGACACACUUCAAAUUAGACAAAAGAGAGAGGAUCUUCAGGACACCAACUCAGAAGCAGAUUUGCAUUUUGGUGUUAAUGCAGACAGCAAGUCUCCUUACUCAUUUCAGAUUCUGGAAAAUAUGCAGAAAGAAACCUGCCAGAAAACAGAUGAAGGAGUGUUUCCUGGUGUAAGUGGAACAGAAGGCACUGAAAAAAACAGAGAAGGAAAUGCAAAGACCAACGUGCCUUCACAGUUUACCGAAACAGAAAAAGUCCAAACUAAAAGAAUAAGAUUAGACCCUCAGGAGACAAGCCAGGCAGCCUCGUAUUCCAGUAGCAGCAAAAACAAGCUUUCAUCUAAUCAAUCACAAUUCAGUCAAGCAUCACAACAGCAAACAUCUAAGGAAUCAGAAUCAUCCCUACCUGCCAGAAAAGAAGCUGUAAUUUUACAUGGUACCUGUAAUUCAAGAGCUGGGAGAAAGAUUAAAAUGAAGAGAAAUGCAAAAGGAGAAACUCAGCUGCAUAUUGCUGCUAGGAGAGGAGAUUUGUCUUUGGUGAAAACUCUAAUAUCAUCUGGAAUUUGUGUCAAUGAACAAGACUAUGCAGGUUGGACAGCAAUUCAUGAAGCAUCCUAUGGGGGAUUUGCUGAAGUGAUCUCAGAAUUACUGAAAGCUGGUGCUAAUGUUAACAGCAGAAGUCUGGAUGGUAUUUUGCCAAUACAUGAUGCUGUUUCUGGCAAUUAUUUGGAGGCAGUCAGGAUUCUACUACAGCAUGGAGCGAAUCCCUGUGAGAGGAAUGGUUCAGGGGAAUGUGCUUUGGAUGCAGCUUGUGAUGAUGAAAUGAAAGAACUGCUGAAGUCUUACGGUGCUGUGGACUCUGUACCUCCUGUUGAGACUAUUGAAGUUACAGAGAGGAGAUCUUCUAGGCCAAGAAGAUCAAAAUGUCAUUGUUACAACUGCUGCAAAAAUGAUGAUGCAGCUUCGGAGCCACAACAUGAGAAAUACAGUGUGCAGUCUGCUGCUGCCAUACAAGAUGCAGAAGAGAAGCAAAAAGAACUGUUGCUAUUCGAAUUUAGAGCUUCCAAAGAUGCAGAUGUGUAUACCCAAAGGCUGUCUCAGAUGCAAGAUACUUUGAAUGAAAUGCUUGCAAAACAGAAAACAGAAACAGAUACCCUUGCUAAAAAAUACAUGGCUUCAGUGGAAUCUUUUAAAAAAGGAGCACUGAGGAAACAAUUAGUUAACCAUGCUUCUGGGCAAAAGAGUCUGUUGACUGUUGCCCAAAACCAGGAAGAAUUAGUCCAGAAAAUACAAAAUUACAGAAAAAGAAAGCAAGUGUUCAGUGCAUCAUAUUCAGAGAAGCAAAUCUCAGACUUAGUUAUUUCCAAGGGAAAUGAUAAAAGACAAAUUUUAACUGCUGAUGAAAUCAUGAGUCCUGAUGUAGUUACAUGUAGUAUGGGGCUUGGUGCCAGCAUGCCUAAUGGAAACAGAGUAGAAGCACAUCUCUCUUUAGAAAAUAGAUUUUCAGCUCAGGAAUGCAGCCAACAUCCACACAUCGGCUUGGAUGAGACAGGAGCAAACAAAGAAGCAAUUAGAAGCAAAGAGGCUUCUGAUCAUGCUUUGGCAUCCAAAAACAGGGUAAGAGAAUAUCCUUUCGACAACAUGUCAAAGCUGACAAAUACUGUAGAAAUGGUGGCAUUGCCUUCAGAACCUGCUGUUUCCAUUGCUAAAACAAAGUGCUCCCAGCAACAAGACAUUGAUUGUGUAGCAAUUGCAGAACAAGGAAACAAGUCUUUAAACCCCACUUCAGCGGCCAAGGCGUUAAAUAUUGUAGAACCCCAAAGCACUGUUGUCAAUAACAAUGUCUGUCAGCCAAGCAGUGACUGCCAGCAGGUUCUUACAGAUGAGGAUCUACACAGAUACGUAAAUAAGAAAGAAGCUUUCCAGGAGCAGCAGCAAGUAAUUUUGUCAACAUCUACAAAGAACUUCCCUACUACCCAGCAGCAAAUGAUCUUUAGGAGUAGCACGAACUCUUUUAAUGCCAACUCGGUCCUUACAAAUCUUACCUCAAAUACAGAUUAUCCAGUAAACCUCAGUGAGAAAUCUUCCCAGAGCUAUAGUAAGCAGGAAUAUAAACAAAAAAAAGUGAGGUAUGGAACAAGAAAUAGGAAAAAACUUCAAUUGAUAGAUCUACUUGAAUUGGGAAGGAUUAAGCCAGGAGAAGAUGUUCUAGAAUUCAAACUGCAGGAGUUUAGUCAUAAAGCCACGCUCUUAAACAAUGGCAAGAUCAGAACCAGUAAGAGACAAAUACUUGAGAAUCCAGUUCUGUGGGUUAAAGACCUACUAGGCAGUGGUAUUUCUGUGACAUGGAAGUAUGCGUGGAAUAAGGUUACAUAUCUUGGGACACAGUUGUCAAAAUUUCUUGUUGAAGAAGUGUCAGCUUCUAGUGACCUGGAAUUACCAUCACAAGAAAGACAGCCUUUGGGAAAGAAUUUUAUCACGAGGGAUCCCAGGAACUGCCAGCAGCACCACCAGAGUCCUGGUACUGUCUCCAUUGCUCAGCCUCUUGGGCGCGUUGAUCUGAGCAAUACGCAGCCAAAAGCCCCAUCCUUGCCACAAACAGAACUUGUGAAAACAUUGCCGUUUGCUGAAGGAGAGGCAGCUGUUACCAGGGAAUUUAAGAGCUCUUCUGUCCGGUUCAACUCAGUUGAAAGUCUGACACGUUUUCUUCAGUUCAGUGAGAUAGUAAUGGUAUCUAAAGAGGAGUUUCUACCGUGCUCUGUAAUGGAAAAGUACUGGAGUUUCUACAAAGCAUGUGAAGGUUUUGGAUUCUAAAGACUUAGAGUGCUAAUAUAUUUUUCUUCAUUGUUACUUAAACAUUUGAGCUUUUAGAACUAAGUGUUUUGUAACUGUCAUUUUGAUAAGUCAUUUGCCCAGUGUUUGGAAUGGACUGAAAGAUUGUUUGGGUAAAUGAGGAACCAGGCAUUACUUUCUAGCAGGUGAGGAUAACAGUCAACAUUCAAGUUUGUGCUGUAAGAUUAAGAAAUGGGGAAGUAGAUGAGGACUGUUACACACUGGUGUUCAUUGUGAGUUUUAUUCCAGGUUGAUAACUUUGUAUGAAAUUCCACUGAUUUCAGUGGCUGCCCGUGCUUGAGGGGGCUGCACAGAACCAGGCAGGUAUCGACACCGAUAGUCACUUCCUACGCCUAAACCUGGAACCGCACUGCCUGAGCACAUGCUUGUGUGAUAACGUAAGCUGUUAGCUUGGGGGGAAAAGUCAAGACGGGUAGCUUUGAAAAUGACCAGCAGCUUUGCUUUUACAUGGCAUGGGUAUAUAUACAAACACUUGAAAAGGGUGCGGGUGCUGGGGGAGGUUAAAAGAGCCAUUGGAAGUGCUCAGGGAAAUUCCAUUCGUGUUCUAGCCAAGACUUUCUGAUGGGCAGAAAAUUUGCAGGCAUAUGGCAAGAAAUGCAGUUAGCCUGUUGGUGGAAUGUGAAUUUUUCAAUCUAACAACAUCUUAGAUACUCACCCCCAUCUCUGGAGGAUUUCUAUUUGUUUUAAUUUUACAAUGUGUGAAUCCGCCUCAGUAGUGUAUUUAUAACACAUUUGACUGUCAUGAGAGUUAUCUGCAUUCAAAUGCCGUUCUUGCUCUCUCAUUCUCUGGAUUAUAAGAAGAGAUGAAAUAAUAACACCUGCUACUCGUAACUCCAGUGAAUGGGAUGAGAAAUAUCUCCUGUCAAUACGUAACAACCUCAGCUCGCCGUUCGGUAGUGUGAAGAGCUGUUCCACAGAGAUUUGAUUAGUGUCUUGAGCAGAAGGUGGUUUAGGGAGGAGAGGGGGGGUCUGCUGUGCAGAGCGCUAAUCCUGUGCCCUAGGAUGAAUGAGCAAUCAUAGCCUGAUGGGCUGUAAGGAUAAAGAAAUGCAAACUGCCUGGAAGUCAAAAAAGUUAAAGGCUACCGAGUGACAGGUAUUUAGUAAAGGUCACUUUCCACUCAGAGGGAAAACGGAGCAGUCUCACAGCUGCUGCAGCAAAACAAACCUGAAGGCGUACUGGUUUAGAGGAGAUGUUCAGUCAAAUACUAUGCUUUCACUGAAAAGUGAAAGACUUCCGGGUGUUAAAAUGGCUACUCAGUUACUUACACGUUUGUUUGACGUUUUUUCUUUGUUACAA